AUGCCUCCAAUAAUUCCUCCAAUGAUGCCAUCUUCCGCAAUGAACCCAGGAGACCCUGAGGGAUUCACAUCCGCUGACUGGGAUGACAAAACCGUUCGACAUGCUUUUAUCCGAAAAGUGUACCUCAUACUGGCAGCCCAGCUCCUUGUCACAGUUGCAUUUGUUGCUGUCUUUACGUUUUGUAUUCCAGUUCGUCAGUUUGUUGUCAACAAUUCAGCUUUAUACUGGGUAUCCUACGCGGUUUUCAUGGUGACAUAUCUUGUCCUGGCUUGCUGUAAGGGACCCAGGAGACGCUUCCCUUGGAAUAUAAUCCUGCUGGUUGUGUUUACACUUGCUUUGUCUUACAUGACUGGAACAAUUUCAAGUUACUACAACACAAAAGCCGUGUUUCUUGCUCUUGGAAUAACUGCGAUUGUUUGCAUCAUCGUCACUGUGUUCUGUUUCCAGACAAAGGUUGAUUUCACUUCCUGCGGAGGCCUGUUCUGUGUGCUGGGGAUUGUUGUCUUCGUUACAGGGAUCAUCACCACAAUCGUGCUUUCCUAUAAAUAUAUUCCAUGGCUACACAUGCUGUAUGCAGCGAUCGGAGCAAUCGCCUACACCUUGUUCUUAGCCUACCACACCCAGCUCCUCAUAGGGAACCGAAAGCACUCCAUCAGCCCUGAGGAGUACGUGUUCGGGGCUCUGUCACUCUACAUCGACAUCGUCCAGAUCUUCCUGUUCCUGCUGCAGCUGAUCGGGUCCUCGCGAUGAGAACAGCAGGCCCAUCCAGCUGUGGGCUGCAACGCAGCCAUAACAAAGCAGACGUGUUUACUUUUGCUAGAUGUAUACCUAAGCUGUUUUUCUAAAUCGCCUGUUCAAAGGUCAUCUGGUAAUUUACAUUUAUACCAAGUGUGAAUUUGUAUAGGUUAAUAUUGGUUAUUAGAACUUUGUAGAUAUUCUAUUCAAUUAUAACUUAAAAUGUCAUUUUAUAGUUAUUUUUUCAGAAGAAUUAUGCUAGGUCUGUUGUUUUUUCCGUUGAGAUUUGUUAGUCAAUUUACUGCAGCAUUAUGUUACAUAAAAUAGAAUGUUUGCAUUUUGAUUUGAUGCCAUCUUUUGAAUGCUUAUUUUAAUUGGACAUCUAAUGUGGUUGAAAGGUCAGGGGUCUUUUCUAUAAAAAUUGAUCACAUUUGCUCUUAAAAGGGAAUUUAACAAAAGAAGCCAACAAUGAUGGCUAAAUUUAAACAGCAGUGGAAGAGUUAUUUUGUUAUACGAGGUAUAAAUGCACCACAGAGUUUACAUACUACAAUUGCUUCUAUAUAGAGGGGUACUCAAUAAAUAUUUUACCCGAGUUUAGUAUUAAGACAUACUGUACAUUAUGUUUAUCCAGUAUUUUUAGUAGGGGCUAAUAAUUAAGGUUUGAUUUUGGUGUUUUACUGUUUGUGCUUCUGUUCUACAUGCUAUGUGUUGAUCUCAUCCAUAUAAAAUGCAUUUAAGAAAACCAUCUAUAUGUUUUAUAUUUUAUGUGCUACUGAAGCUUUACUGUCUUGUAUUCAUGUUUUUGUUCUUAGCUUGUCCUAAUUAAAAUAGAAACAAUUAUAUAUAAGAAAUCGUAAUGAAUUCUUAAACCCUAUCAUUUUAAUAAAUAUUUGUAAAAAUGCA
Molecule: messenger RNA, 1638 nt
Organism: Lepisosteus oculatus (spotted gar)
Lineage: Eukaryota; Metazoa; Chordata; Actinopteri; Semionotiformes; Lepisosteidae
Gene: tmbim1a
Product: transmembrane BAX inhibitor motif containing 1a
Biological process (GO): negative regulation of apoptotic signaling pathway
Cellular component (GO): Golgi apparatus; endoplasmic reticulum
Source: RefSeq, a predicted model, not a curated record